UUAUAAAGGAAAUACAUCCCCGGCACUGCCAUUUUACGUCACUCUUUCAUCCCUAUUUACUGUACUGUGAUUGGUCAAGUCGCGUUAAGCUUUCCCACCAAUGAAAUCUACAGCUGUACAAAGAGAUCUACUCCGUCUCUUCGUGUAGCUUCAGCACCAUAACUACUGCAAUCCCCCGAACAGGAGCGGACGGAUAUGCAGACACAAAGCAUGAGCUUGACGUUAGAUCUUGCACCCUUUCGGCCUAAUUAUUGUGAUUGGACCUAUGGUAUUUGUGAUUCGUGGAACGUGGAAUAAUGAGGAUUAAAUUACCUGCCUGGUGGCUUUUUUUGUGGUGGCAUCAUGUUUUUCUCUUGUGGAGUACAAUAGAUGCACAGACUCGCUACAGCAUCCCGGAGGAGCUGAAACCAGGCACGGUGGUAGGAAAUCUAGCCAAGGAUUUAGGUUUGAUUGUUGCUGAACUGUAUCGACGAAAAUUAAGGAUAAGCUCAGAAGCUGGUAGCCAGCAUUUUAAUGUUGACUUGGGGAAGGGAGAGCUGGUGGUGACUAAUAGAAUAGACAGAGAGGAACUGUGUGGACAAAGACCGUCAUGUCUGUUGCCUUUAGAGCUAGUAAUCGACAGCCCCUUACAGCUGCACAGAGUCGAAAUCGAAAUACAAGAUACCAACGAUAAUCCGCCCAGCUUCCUUACAAAAGAAAAGGUGCUAAAAAUUGCAGAGCUGGUGAAUCCAGGGGCUCGAUUUCCUUUAGAAAGUGCACAGGAUCCAGACGUGGGCGUUAAUUCUGUGCGCUCAUAUCUAAUAAAUAAAAACGAAAAUUUCAAAUUAACUAUUAAAAACCAGAAAGAUGGGAGAAAAAUCCCUGAACUUAUUCUCGAAAAACCUCUGGAUCGAGAAAAACAGCCUGUGCAUAAUCUCAUUCUCACCGCUGUAGACGGCGGAGACCCGGUGCGCUCAGGGACUUCUGAAAUUAGGAUCAUUGUUCUUGACAAUAAUGAUAAUACACCCCAGUUUGAAAAGCAGGUGUAUGAAGCUAACCUCAGUGAGAAGGCAAUACCUGGAACAGAAGUGUUGCAAGUUAAAGCCACGGACGCAGACGAAGGACUAAACGGUGAAAUAGAAUAUUUGUUUGGAGACGAAACGACAGAUCAAAUUUUAUCCCUGUUUGAAAUUGAUCCGUCCACUGGAGCUGUUCUUGUUAAAGGUACGUUAGAUCACGAAACAAACCCUGUCCAUAGAUUCGACAUAGUUGCAGAAGACAAAGGAAAUCCAAAGAUGCGCGGGCAUUGUGGCGUUGAAGUUAAAAUAGUAGACGUUAACGACAACAUUCCUGAAAUAAUUGUGACCACUCUGACAACACCUGUUCCAGAAGAUUCCGCUGUCGGGACAGUUAUUGCAUUAUUAAGUGUCAAAGACUUAGAUUCAGGUGACAACGGUAAAGUUUCCCUGACACUUACGUCAGAAUUUCCCUUUAAAUUAAUCCCGUCAGUUUCAAACCAUUACUCGCUGGUAACAAAUGGGCCACUGGACCGGGAAAAACACCGGCAAUGUAGUGUCAAGAUAAGUGCUGCUGAUUCUGGAAAACCUCCCUUAGUACGUGAAAAAAAUAUAAUUGUUGACUUGUUAGAUGUAAAUGAUAACCCACCGGUUUUCUCCAAACCUUCGUAUUCUUUCUAUGUAAAUGAGAACCACCCACCUGGGAAAAUGCUGUACUCAGUAUCAGCCUCUGAC
This is a messenger RNA of Cynoglossus semilaevis (tongue sole), 1730 nucleotides long. RefSeq names its product protocadherin gamma-C5-like. The record is from RefSeq and is a predicted model, not a curated record. The annotation marks the transcript as partial. Gene Ontology annotation, biological process: homophilic cell-cell adhesion. The transcript has a single exon. NCBI's taxonomy places the organism in Eukaryota, Metazoa, Chordata, Actinopteri, Pleuronectiformes, Cynoglossidae. Gene Ontology annotation, molecular function: calcium ion binding. Gene Ontology annotation, cellular component: plasma membrane.